AUGCCCCAGCUACACCUGCAUCCACUACCCAAUCCAUACCCAACCUUUGCCAUGCAAGCCUACUCAAUCCAUGAUGCGCAACUGGUUUGCAGCAUGAGGGACCAGGCCAUCACCUUGCUGUUGGCAGCAUUAAGGCACAUUAGGGUGCUAAUUGACACAGUGCCACAGCCCGAAGAGAGCUUAGAGGCAAUAUAUGAGUGGGCAGAGGACUGGGACCAGACCUGGGCUGGGAUCUACUCAUGGUGGAAGUAUGUUCAUGAGAACAAGAUUUCUAUCCUGAAGGUGUGCAAUGCCAACCUAUGUGACAUGACCAAGGAAUCUGCGAUAUGGCAGAAUGAAGUGAUCCCUGCAGCGAUAGCAAUAGUGGAUCUCCAGUGGCCAGAAGGGCAGUGUAGGUUCAACAUCAAUGACCUUUUCAAGGACUACCAGGAGUGGGUAGAGGAGAGAGUGUGGAUGGAGGCCAAGAGGUUGGCCAAGGCACCAUCCAUGCACACCUGGGGCCAAGCAGCAAGAGGGAAAAGGGAAGCAGAAGGUGCACCCUAUGACCUUGACAACUCCAAGCAUGCAUGCUGA
This is a messenger RNA of Pisolithus orientalis, 573 nucleotides long. RefSeq lists its product as uncharacterized. Bases 1 to 573 code for a protein of 190 amino acids. The transcript is spliced from 3 exons. NCBI's taxonomy places the organism in Eukaryota, Fungi, Basidiomycota, Agaricomycetes, Boletales, Pisolithaceae. The record is from RefSeq and is a predicted model, not a curated record.